AUGAUGACUGCAACCGCAGCAGCCGGGGAAGGGGCGCACAGCCCCAGCCCCGCCGCCGUGUCCCUGGGUUUGAGCGUGGCUGUGGUUUCCAGCCUGGUGAACGGAUCCACUUUCGUACUUCAGAAGAAAGGCAUCGUGAGGGCGAAGAGGAGAGGUACUUCUUAUUUAACGGACAUAGUUUGGUGGUCUGGAACAAUUGCAAUGGCUCUUGGUCAGAUUGGAAAUUUCUUGGCUUAUACAGCAGUUCCUACUGUACUGGUCACUCCCCUUGGUGCUCUUGGUGUUCCAUUUGGGUCUAUUUUAGCUUCUUAUCUUCUGAAGGAAAAACUGAACAUCUUGGGCAAGUUGGGAUGUUUGCUAAGUUGUGCUGGUUCUGUUGUUCUUAUCAUUCAUUCCCCAAAAUCCGAGAGUGUAACGACCCAGGCUGAACUUGAAGAGAAACUUACAAAUCCAGUGUUUGUUGGCUACCUCUGCAUAGUGCUCCUUAUGCUGCUGCUUCUUAUCUUUUGGAUAGCACCAGCCCAUGGACCUACCAAUAUUAUGGUGUACAUCAGCAUUUGCUCAUUGUUGGGGAGUUUCACUGUACCAAGCACUAAAGGAAUCGGGCUGGCUGCUCAAGAUAUCUUUCAUAACAAUCCGUCAAGUCAGAGAGCCCUAUACCUUUGUCUGGUCCUUUUAGCUGUACUUGGCUGUAGUAUCAUCAUUCAGUUUCGGUAUAUUAAUAAGGCACUUGAGUGCUUUGAUUCAUCUGUAUUUGGUGCCAUCUAUUAUGUUGUCUUCACCACUUUGGUCUUGUUGGCCUCAGCCAUUCUCUUUCGGGAAUGGAGUAAUGUAGGACUGGUAGAUUUCUUGGGAAUGGCAUGUGGAUUCACUACUGUUUCCAUUGGCAUUGUACUUAUACAAGUCUUCAAAGAGUUCAAUUUCAACCUUGGGGAGAUGAAUAAACCUAACAUGAAAACUGAUUAAAAUACACUAAUGGGUAUCGGGUGGCUCAGGGAACCGGUAACGGGAUAUGGUUACUGGCCUGAAUUUGACCUAGGUUUGCAGAGACCAAAAUGAAUAAACAUCUCAGAUGUUUGUGUUGUUGGUGGAAUUAGUAGAUGGCCUCUGUCAAAUUCCUAGUGAACAAAUGUCCAUAUCCCUAAAAUCACCACUACAUAUGGCAUUCAUCAGCACUAUAGUGGCUAUCAUCAGCAGAAGGGCCAAGAGCUAAAAUAGCAUAGAGACUGAUGCACUGCCUCCCCUGAAAAUUAGAUCCCUCCAAAAAUAUCUGAGGUUUCACAUUCAGCAUUGUGGAAUGGCAGACUAGGCAUCAUACUUUUCUGUUGACCAGUCCUCUGUUUCUCAUCGUCAUUAACCAGGAAGCUUUCGAGAAUGUCAUUUCCUUAAAAAAAAAAAAAAAAAAAAGUUUAAAAGCCAAUUUAAAUAGAAAAAAAAGUUGGUGCUCCCUUUUCUUCUUAAGAUGCUAAAUGUUCUCAUUUAUUAUAUACAUACAUUAGAAAAGGACAUAAAGUAUUCAUUGGACUGUAGACUUGAAACCCAGCAGUUGAGUAACCACUUCCACAUUUGUCUUUCUGAAUUAUGUAUGUGUCUUUGACAUAAAAUUCAGGUAUCUAUUCAAAUAAAAGACAACCACUAAAAAUUAAUUUAAAAAUCCUGUUUUUAAAAAGUAGGUCUCCAAGAUCAGUUAAUGGCAAACAUUGGGGAGGGAAAUGGCAAAGAAAAGACAUACUUGUUUAUUUGCAAAUAGGUAUCAAGAAUUUAAAUGUUUCAGUGCCUUUGUCUUUUAAAAAUACCCCUUAAUUUGACUGAGCUAAUGAAAACUUAACUUCUUUUUUUAAAAAUAACUUAUUACACAAAAGAAUACAGUUUCUAUGGAUGUUCUCAUAUUUUAAAUGCAUAAAUCAUCCAGAAAAAGCAAUAUGUUUCUGGGAAGGUAGUCAAAUGCUAAAACCACUUCAAGGCUAUUUGAAUUUCUUAAGUAUGUCAUUAUCACCAGACUGUAGACAACUGGGCAUACAUGAACAUGUAGUCCAACUUAUCGUAACGAACAUCAAUUCCAAAUUCUAGCCCUAAGUUCUUUGAUUCUGUAGGGUAAUGUUUUGUUUUGUUUUGUUUUUUUCAGAAAGAAAUGUGUAUCUUGAAUAAAUGGCUUUUCAGAAAUAACUCCUUAUUUGCUAGAUAAUAAUGCUUUCAAGAGAGAGAAAACUGCAAACUACCCUUGAGAUGGAGUACACUGAAAAAAAAAGUUGGGAGGACAAAAAUUAAGCUAAAGCAAAUUUCUAUAAACUGGGAAGGAAGCUGGUUUAUAUUAGAGCAUUUGCAACAUAAAUAUUCUAAAGAGUUCAUAGCAAAAAUUGAUGACCACAGAUGAGAGAAAUUGUUGUCUCAUAUAGUAGAACAUUCUUACUCUUCUAACCUUUCAUUCAUUAGACUUUGCAAAUGCAAAUUAGCACUUCACUAUACCAGUCUAUUGAUUAUAUUUACUAUUCUGUAACUAGUAAUACUAAAUUAAAUGAGACCAAUUAUAUGAUAUUAAGUCCCAGCAAACUGUCGCUUGCAUCGUUGGGUGACAUUUUAAUGAAACAAAUAUAGAAAAUAAAGAUCUAGGAUAGAGAAAAUUACAAAUUUCUGACUGCAGAGCCUCUUUCUAGGAUCAAAGUUACCUGUAAAUGGCAAAAAAAUAUAAAGAAACAAAAAAAUGUCAACUGAAAAGUCUUGUUAAUUAACUGGGCUAUGGAAGUUUAGGAAACUUGAUAGAGAGAAUAAAUAAAA
This is a messenger RNA of Gracilinanus agilis (Agile Gracile Mouse Opossum), 2775 nucleotides long. RefSeq names its product NIPA magnesium transporter 1 (gene NIPA1). Gene Ontology annotation, cellular component: membrane. Gene Ontology annotation, biological process: magnesium ion transport. The record is from RefSeq and is a predicted model, not a curated record. The coding region runs from base 1 to 966 and encodes 321 amino acids. Gene Ontology annotation, molecular function: magnesium ion transmembrane transporter activity. The transcript has 5 exons. Lineage: Eukaryota; Metazoa; Chordata; Mammalia; Didelphimorphia; Didelphidae.